GCAGUGGCCAGGAAUGGGGCGGGUUGAUGAGAUGAUGUUUGUGAGACUGUCAAUGUGGCUCUGGGGAAGUCGGUCAGUGGUUCCUGACUGCACGCCAUGUCUGAUAUUGAUCACUUCUUACGGCUCUGUGAUUGAGGCUGGGGCUUAGAUUUAAUCACUGGUGUAUCUCAGGAACUCAAUCUAUUGGGUGUCAAGCAAUUGUCAAACUGGAAUUGUCAUUGCGAUUCAGACAGCAACAGGUGCUACAUCCAUCUGAGAGAGGCUGGAGUUUCACCACUAGGACCUCAGAAGACUCAAACUUUUUUGCGUGCGGUUGGGCCAGGAGUUUCCUCAGUUACGGCACUCAAUGAGAAUUUAAACCUAACAGCAUGGAUUCUGCAUUACCAAACGCUUUACUUUAGGUUACAGAAGGUGACCCUCAUGAAAUUACUUCCCAUCAAAACUUGAAGAGGACGAGUGGUGAGAGCUGCCAUGACAGAGCCAGUAUUUGCAGCACCUUCUGAUUUGAUAGAUUCUUGCCCAGCUCCAUGUGACCCAGGUUUCGUGCAAGUUAUCGGUCAGAAAAUGAGAAUUCCUAAUAGACUGAAAGUCGCUGAGGAACAAGAGGAGGAGGAGAAAGCAGAAGAUAUUCACCUAUCAACACUGCAGAUGCAGAUUCCUGAAAGAAUAUCGAUGGGAGAAACAGAAAUGCAGGAUAUUGGUGCAAGACCAUACUUAUAUGGUUGGUUCCACAACAACCCAUCGAUAACAGAUCCUCCACCACUCAGUAUCUCUCCUAACUUAAUGUUUGGACCCACCCAUGCUCUGAAUGUGGACCGACCUGAGAGUCCAAUGCAGACUGCUAGUAGACAACGAGCAUUAAGUGAGAAUGAAAUUUGUCUAUCGAGUGUGUCCAGGCGGCAGAGGAAUUUGACUGAUCACUCCAGUGGUCCAGUACAUCCCUUCCCUUCACCUGGACCUGGCCAGGCAUCCUUUUCAAUUCAUAAUGUAUGCAAUGUAGUAAUAUAUAUUGGACACAAACUAACAGAAUACUUGAUGGAAACAGUCAAUCAGAAAAUGCAAAGAAGGAAUCGGUUCUCUAACCAGUCCCUUUCAGGAACCGUGUAUUUGGAUGGAAUGAAUCAGUCAAGGAAUCAAAGCAUGGCCCAUGACUACACAGUACCUGAAGGAGUCCUUGAAAAUUUCAGUGUCAUGGAAAUUGUAACACUUCGACGUCAGUUGAACAAGUUGAAUCGGCGCCUACAAUUAUUGGAACAGGAAAGUCGGGACCAUGCUCGAAAGGAAUUUGUGCUGUAUUCCAUCAUCAUUGCAGCUUGUUUUGUCAACAGUUGGCUCUGGUUGAAGAAGUAAAUUCAUUCUAACUGCAUGUGUAGAGUUGGAAAAGAGUGCUACAAACUGACAGACAGAGACCACCUUCUGAAUGCAGCAGGACGAAGCAUUGUGAAGCAAUUUGUAUUAUCACUGAAAUACAAAGAAAGAUGUCUUUCAAAACAGUUUCUUGACAUCCUUUAGUAAUAUUGUGAUGUUGGUUUGGGCAAGUCCAUAUUGCAAGUGUUAGCGUAAUGUAUUCAAAAUCUAAUUGAUCACUGUAAAACUAACAAACAACGUUUUAUUUAAUCUACAUCACACGGAAAAUCUUACAACACUACUGAUGCGAUGUUCACUGCAAUUAUAGGGAUAAUGAAGAAUGUUAUGCAGAAACAAACGAGUUAACUUGAUAAAGCAUUAACUUCUGGGGAAAAGUACUUUUGAUGGUAAGCAAAAUUGCUUUUGUGUCUUGCACUCUUAGCCCCACUUACCCUCCACCAGCAAUUUUGUCUGAUAUAAUUGGCACUCAUUUUUUGUUUAUAAUUUGCUCAUGUGAUGUGAGUUUCACUAACAAGGCCUGUGAUCAUUUGCCUUGAAGGUGUGCAGGAGGAUCUGAGAAUUUAGUUCCCCUCUGUCUUUUCUCCCCCUCCGGUUUUUCCAUGAAGUGUAUCCAGUUUCUACUUGAUAACUUCUGUGGUGAUACUAUGAUUUUAAGAGGUGUAUUUUCUCCCUUUUAGUUUUAUGAGAAAGGUUGAGUCUGAGGUGAAGAGCAGUCCGCUCCAGCCAGUGUAAAGUAAACAGCUUGUGAGGCCUUGGUUUUUUUUAAAAGUUGGAACAAUAGAAGCAGCCUGAAUGGGUGCAGUCAAGCUCCUGCAGAACCAGGAUUUUUAGCUUUAGCCUUCAGCAGCAGUUACUGCUAAGCUCAUGAAGUUGGAUGUGGAAGCUAUUUUUUUCCUCUCUCUGCUGCAGCUAAAAGCUUGGGCUCUCUUCCUACUGCUAGAGUUGCAUAUGAAGUAGACUGUUUUACUGAAUUUGCCUUUGUCAAGGGUGUGUUUAUAGUAUGCUACUAUUUUGGAACAUGUUACUGUUUAGUCGCUAAAUAAUCUAUUAUUCUGUCAAGUUUCUAAUAGAGUUAAAUUAUUCCAAUUCCUUCUUUCUUUUGUUGUAUUUUAACUGCAGUGUAUGAAUAAAGUGUACUUUGCUUCAAGACUAGUAGUUUGACUGGAAUGCAAUGCCUUACAUGUACCAUUUUAAAAUAAGAAAAUGUUAGGGCCUAGACUAUCUUAAUAAAU
Messenger RNA from Stegostoma tigrinum, 2600 nucleotides. Its product is annotated as mitochondrial fission factor-like. The transcript is spliced from 9 exons. The record is from RefSeq and is a predicted model, not a curated record. Gene Ontology annotation, biological process: positive regulation of mitochondrial fission. Gene Ontology annotation, cellular component: mitochondrial outer membrane; peroxisome. The coding region runs from base 472 to 1350 and encodes 292 amino acids. NCBI's taxonomy places the organism in Eukaryota, Metazoa, Chordata, Chondrichthyes, Orectolobiformes, Stegostomatidae.